Molecule: messenger RNA, 4502 nt
Organism: Vollenhovia emeryi
Lineage: Eukaryota; Metazoa; Arthropoda; Insecta; Hymenoptera; Formicidae
Gene: Nplp1
Exons: 5
Coding region: 77-1825 (582 amino acids)
Source: RefSeq, a predicted model, not a curated record
CAACGUUCUGAAGAGCGAUACUCACAUUUGGAAACCCGCGUCGCGACGGACAGGCUUGAUCGUCACCAGCGAGAAGAUGAUGGGAUUCACCAGAAAUUACCUCGUGAGCCUGUUCCUCUACAUCUCCAUUGUCAACGAGAUUCGCCAGCCCGCAGUGACAUGCCAGGACGAAGAAGGCAGCCAAUGCAUACCAAAGAAGACCUUCCUGGCGCUGCUGCGUUUACCGGAAGUCAGCUCGAAUCUGGCGGCGUAUUCGAGGAUGGCGAGGAUUAUUCAGGAGACGAAGAACCAUAACGACAUGGCUCACCUGAAGGCUCUCAGCUCCGAGGAGAACGACGACGCCGAGAUCUGCAUACCCGGAGGCGUCUACCUGGAGCUCUUCAGGGACCCGGCGUUACGUGGACAUCUCAGCGUCAUGGCGCGCACGCAUAAGCUGCCCGAAUUUCCCGGGCGUCUUCUGGACGACGGCGAGGAGAUCGAUUCGCGGGACCUGAUUCCCGAAUCGGAGAAACGCAGCCUCGCCACCCUGGCCAAGAACGACGAUCUGCCGGUCACCAUACAGGGGCGCGAGGACAACGGCGAUGACGAGGAGAAGAGGAGCGUCCAUUCUUCUUCUAGCGAUAACAUGGACGAGCUGGUGCGAGUGUUGCUGGAUGAUGAUCGUCGACGAUCUACGUCCGGGAUCUACGACUACCUGGCCGACCUGGAGCCGGAAGUGGCCGAGUAUCCGUUAGACAAACGUAACGUCGGCUCUCUGGCGCGGGACUUCGCAUUACCUACAGGCAGACGUCACGUCGGCUCGGUGGCUCGCGAUUACGGUUUCCCGAGCGGCAAGAGGAACAUCGGCUCCCUGGCUAGACAGAGCAUACUGCCUCUAGGUGGCAAGAGGAACGUCGCUUCCCUGGCGAGAGACUCGAUGCUGCCGCCGACCGGUAAGAGGAACGUCGCCGCGCUGGCCAGGGAUUCCGCUUUGCCCUACGGCAAGCGAUAUCUCGGCUCGCUGGUCCGAAACGGUGGCUACCCGGUCCGCGGCUACGACGAGGGCAAGCGCAACAUCGCCUCGUUGGCGAAAAACGCCGACUGGCCUGGUUUCGCGAAGCGAGGCGGCACCGCGCCAGGCAGAAUGAUCGUCCGGGUGCUCAACCGUCACGGGAGAUCCCUGAGCGACGAUCGCGAGACACACAGCGAGCCCUUGGACCUCCAGCAGCUCAUCAGACAAGGCCACGAGAAUAAUGCCAAGGCGAGUGCCGCAGUCAACUGGCCCUUCAGCGUCUCGGAGGACCUCGACGAGAGCAGGGCGAAGAACAGGUCAAACAGGAGGAUCGACGGCGCGUCCUCGCAAACGAGACACAAACGACAGAUCGACUUUUCCGACGAGUAUCCGCUGCCCGUCGUGCAGAACACCAACAUGCUUGAUUACGAGGACAUGCUCGAGGCACUCGCCAAUUACCCGAACGCGGAGAAAAGGUUCAUGGGUUCCGCGCCGGAGGUGCCGGCCGACUCUGGCUACCCUGAAGUAUUGCAACCGAGUAAGAGACAUAUCGGGGCCCUCGCACGCCUCGGCUGGCUCCCGUCUUUCCGUGCGCCACGAUUCUCUCGGUCGCCGCGAUAUCUGGUCGAAAGGGAGGAUCCCGCAGAUGGGUCCUCGUCCAACUACACCCCCAACGCGUCGGCUCGGUCGCUAAGGGCGAUCUUCACCCCGAAGACCCGCUACCUGCAGUCCCUGCACGGAGAUUGUCGACAUGGCUUCCAGAGGUUCUUGUUACCGGACAUCGAUAACUUUCUGCGGAUAUCCAACUCCCGCGUCGCGUCCCAUUCCAUGUAAAAGCCCACCGCUUCGCCGCUCGUUCCAGAGCGGCCGAUACGCGCCGUACAAAUUCCAUUCGCAUCAGACUCACGCGUUUUACUCAGCGAAACCUAGUAAAGGGGAGUGAGGGGAAACGGGGAUGUAAAUACUCGGAUCUUGAGUCUGACGUUCUUCCUUACUGGCCACUGAUCAUCCCUUGUCAACGGUAGAUACCCUUACAGAAAUGUAACAACUGGGAACGAAAAAGAGCACUGUACAAUUACUAGAGUUCGGUAAUUGAAUUAUUAGAAAUUACUGAUGUACAGUCAUUUUCUCGUAAUUAUUUUGCUUACACUUCUAUAAGGGUAUCUGCGAGUAUAAAUAAAUCUCGAUCAUCAAUGGUUAAAUAACGAUCUCUCAAAUGAUGAUCUAUCAGCGCAUAAUAAUAAUAGUAACAAUAUUUUAAAAAUUGAAAAAAAGAAUUGACCGGUCGAUCGAUCGAAAUCAGGAAACGAUGAGGUGAGGAAGUCCGUUGCGCAGUUCAAUCAGCGACUAGCCCACGGACACAUCUACGAGUAAAGAAUCUCGAUCGUUAAAGAUGAAAUAACGAUCUUUCAAGCGAUGAUCUGUCAGCGAACAAUGACUAUUAAAUGCAAAUUUAAGUAUUUUGAAAAAUUGCCGAAGGAGAAGAAAUUGACCGAUCGAAAUCAGGAAACGAUGGAACGGAAGUGAGGAAGUCCGUCGCGCGUAAUUUAAUCAGCGACUAGUCCACAGACUCAUUGAGAGGAAUUGAUCUUGGUUCGCAAGGUCCGUCGAUGGACAAUAAGCUUACUGCUCGCCGACAAUACAGUUUCACGUAAUCCUAAAAUGUGACGCCUUAAAUGUGCCGUCUAUAUCGAACAGAUUUUAAACCGUUAUACGUGGAAAGCGUACGUCUGAAGAGGAGAUUUCGAUUCGCGGACAGAUUUCUCUCUCGCUCAACAAUAAGAGACAAAAUUCGUUUCCUCCGCAGUUACAAGUUUCUGGAUGUAGGAGGACUUAGUCAACGAUAGCCUCUGAAUUCACGCAUUUCUGUAAACACGCAAAGUUUCUCUUGAUAUUUGUACCCCGACAUUCUCUUCGAUACGAUGUAUAGCGAACGUAUCUGCUGUGACUUUUGUAAUUCGCAUCUUCCGAAGCAAGGCGAGAAAUAUCCUCGAACGACGAAAUAACAAUACAUGUAUAACAACGACCCGGUCGGCUCUCGGUUUGCGAUUUGGCAUUGGUCUCCGAUCAUUAGCGCCACUUAAUAUUCGACUGAUAAAUCGGGCGAUACGCACAUCGAGCAAUACCUCGCGAUUCUUUCGUUUCUCGACGUUCGCGACGAUAUGAACAAACGACGCGGUGGGACGAGAGGCCAGCUCGGCUGCUAAUUUAACGAUAAAUCAUGGCGAGAUCGAAAUAUUUUAUUCCGUCGACGCUGCCCGUUUAAACGAGCGCAAUCGCGAGAGAGGCUGUACGUCGCUUUGAUGAUCGCUAUUUAGCUCGGGCUUCACCGAUAAAUCAUCGCGAGAUCGAAAUAUUUUAUUCGACGCUCUCGGCGGCCGUGGCGAACCGUAAGAUCGUAGGAAAAAGGGGAUAAAAAAUUCACGUGCGUCAAUUCGGCCAACUGUUACUUAGCGAGAGCGUAAAUCGCACGUCGUACGAAGUGUUAAAAGAAAUGCUACUCGCAAAUAGAGUAGCUCGCAAUUGCGCGACUCGAUACGACGAUCGCAUUAGAUAAUCGAGGGAAAAGCUUGUCGUUAUUCCACAGAUAUUUCUCACCAUGCUACGAUGCUUACCCCGUCGUGUGAUUUUAGGUACUUGUCGUGUUAAGAGCCGUAUGCAACGAAUAUAUAUUCAUUACAUUUGUUAUUUGCUUGAAACACAUAUUCGCCUAACAUAUUGGCUAUUACUUCAGCGUCAGAAUGAAGCGACUCUCAAUUCUUUUACAAUUUCGGGGUUUACUUGGAAAAUGAUGAUCAGGGACUUGCGAAAAGUAUUAAUUGCAUGCUUCCCUUUUGUCUUUAGCUCUCUUGUAUAGAACCAGUUCGUAAAACUUACGAUAUAUAUUUGACUCAACAAUUUCCAUUUUUACAAAUGGCGCAUUACUACAUGGAUGGCCCUUUUUAUGAUGAUAUCGAGCUUUCGCGGAAGCUUUCGAAAACAGGAAGCGAGGAAGGUGGCAGGCACUUUUCAUGUAACGAACUGAAACGUAGAGCACCAUUAGGCGGUGCCACCCUUGUCCCACGUCUACGAAUGUUGUCCCGUUUUCGUCGUUUUCGUUGUUCUUCUUUUCAGAAUCCUAUGAUUUCAGAAUCGUUCGCACACAUGCAAAGUCGACGAAGCCAGGAAGUAAUCUCCAUGAGGGUAGUAACAUGUACGGUGUAAAUGCCAGGAUUAUAUGCUCAGAGCUUGCGAGUUCGGUGGCGAUAAUGCGAAUUCGGUUUCAUCCUAGUCUCCAUUGUAUCUCAUUUAAAUAUUGUUAGAAACGUCGUUGUGUAAUAUAUAUGUGGUAUUGCACGUAUACAAUCGAAAUACGCUCGAUGUCGCGGCAUCAUCGGUCUAUCAUUGCUGUGGAUGACAUAUAAGUCUCUGUCGACCUCUCUUUAACUUUACGACUUAAAGUACUAUGUGUUUGUCUAGACAAUAAUGGAUAACCGAAGUGACAAUAAAACGAUAAUAAUAUUGAAGUAAU